AUGACCGGUGUGCAUGUUGACUCGGACGUGAUUCUAGACCAGCAGGUGCCCGUCAGCGCAAUGUACCUCCGCCCGGUGCAAGGAGAGAUCAUCAACAUCUACCACUCUUGCGAUCCACCAGGCACUCAAGUUCUCCGUCAUUUCAAGGUCAGCAAACACAAGAUCUCCCAUCUUUCACUCGAUCCCUACGCGACCUCUCCAUCGCUAGCUCUACUUCCGACCCCGGGUGGCAAGUUCAAGGCUGUCACACGAUGCGUCGAGGCACGUUGCGAGAAAUGCAGCAGCACACAUGUCUUCAAUGGCUUGACCCUGGCCGUUGCAAAGGCCCAUGGCAUCACACGUGUCCCAAUUGCACCGAGUCCGAAAGCUGUAUCGGUCCAGGAGCGAUUAGCAGAUGCUGAGCUUCGAAGCAAGUGGAUCUUCCGCGACCUUGCGCCUCAUGAGUUGGUGAUUCGUCCUCUUCAACAGGCGGAUAUCCGACGCAUGGAAACGAUUGGCAAGGUUUCCAGCGUGCUGAAGUGGCUCAAGAAGGUGACGGUCGACUGCGAGGUGGCGAGCUCUGAGCCACUUAUCGAGGAGCUGACCAGCAAGGACCUCCCCAAGACAACACUGCCGGUUUCCGGCCUCGAGGGUAGUAAGAAGGCGUUGACUGUGGGUGGUGAUUGGCAGCAGCUCAAGAAGCAAUCCAGUACCGCAAUCAGCCAAAUCAAGCCACCUUCCGCCAAUCAGCUCACGCAAGAGACUCUUCUCCAACAACAGAAGUUUCUCCAGUCUCCUACUACCACACGCUCGUUGCUUGGAAAGCCUGUCACGUCUAGAACUCCAGCGCCGAGGAAGUCACAGCACUUUCGCAGAGAUGGACCACCAGCCACUGGCCCGCUCAUCGCUGAUGGUCUCGCUUACGCAUUUCCCACGCCAGAGCCGACGCCGCUCAUGGUCGGUAAUCCGCCGUACGCUUCUGACUACAUGCCAGCUUAUCACGAGGUCGGCCUUGCUGCGCCACAGUACGCCUAUACUGCGCAGCCUCCAUUUCGACCAGCAUUCCCGCCACCAAACCAGCUUUACGGAGCAAUGUCUUACGCCAACCCUGCAGGUUAUGGAUCCCCGUACUAUGCCAAUAUGCAGACGUGGUCAUCACUUCCGCAAGCUUACAGCGCCCAGUGGCCGACAAGCUAUCCGUCGCCAGCGGUGCGAACUCCUGGGGUGCCAAUGCAACUUAUGCAUGCCGCCGGUUUCGGUCAUAAGAGACCGCGAGAGGUAGGCACUUUCGAGACAGAGCAGGUCAAAAAGCGAGUCCAGUACUAG
Molecule: messenger RNA, 1305 nt
Organism: Recurvomyces mirabilis
Lineage: Eukaryota; Fungi; Ascomycota; Dothideomycetes; Mycosphaerellales; Teratosphaeriaceae
Exons: 2
Coding region: 1-1305 (434 amino acids)
Source: RefSeq, a predicted model, not a curated record